GGCAUGUGAGCGGUACUGUGCAGGGCAUCACUGGCCGGGCAGCGAUCGCGCCGCCGCCAUGACACUCGCAGUCCGCGCGCCCCGCAGCGCCCCGCGUCCUGAGUUGCGCGUUGCCACAGCUCUACAAUAAUAUAAUUUCAUAAAUUAGCGGAGAAAACCGUGACCCGCUACGUGACGUCACGCGCUGCGACCCGUGCUCUUUAGCGAGCGCCCCUGCCCCGGUGUCUGCUGCGACCCGCACUCUCCGCCACUGAACGCCCCUGGGAGCGCUAAUACCGGAAAUGGGAGUGUCGGGGGAGAGCGAGGGCUGCGCGGCGGCGCGCACGUGGCGGCUGGCCUGCGCCGUGCUGUGCCCAUCCGCCGCGCCCACCGCGCCCACUGCGCCCACAGCGCACUCAGCGCACGCCGCGCCCACAACGCCCUCCGCCACCGACGAGGCCUGGCAGAAAGUGGUCGACGCCUCGCCGCCGGACUCCGUGUGGCACUCCAUCAGCAACUGCGUCGCCUACCAGGCGGGCGUGUGGCACAACCUGCUGUCGAAGGGCAUGAGGGACGUGGCGCAGCCGGCGGCCUUCAAGCUGGCGUUGGUGCUGCGCCACACGCCCUCCGAGCUGACCGUGCGCUUGCUGGCCGACCUGCUCAAGUCGCAUCCGGAGUCGCAGGAGGUGACGGGGUACGUGCUGGCGCUGCUGACGGACGACGCGGCGGCGGCGGCGCGGCGCGGCUGCAGCGGGGAGUGCGCGCGGUACGGUCAGGAGGUGUCGCUGCGGGACCUGCAGCUGUUCGGGGACUGCGAGCUGGCCGUGCUGGCCGCCUCGCGCGAGGAGUACGACGCGCACGCCAAGCUCGUGCGCGCCGAGUACUCCAAGCUCACGCAUCACAACUACGUCGAGCUGCGCAUCAAGGUGUUGAACCAGUUCUCGCAGAUUCCCAAGUUGUUCCACACGGAGGAGUUCGAGUGCUUCGAGGCGGCGGCGCGCGAGAACAUCGAGCGCGAGAUCUGCACACUGCGCGAACAUCUGCUCACCGGCAGGACCGACUAGACGCCGCGCCGCCUGCCCCGACGUCUGCCCCCGACAUCUGGCCCCGACACCAGCAACAGGCAGCACCUGUAUCCUAGAACCAUCACAUUAUGUCCUGUGACGCGUGCUGGUGGCUGCAGACGCUAUAAUGUCAUAAUUAUAAAAUGGGUGUCAUUAUGUAUUACUCGUGCGCAGAAACGUUGUCGAUGGCGUGAUGACGUCACGCUGUAGAUGCCGGUGCCGAGCGGACGAGCGCGGUGUCAGCGGCAAACAUUCUGCGUGCUCCUAAUAUUUACAACAUGAUUCUUAGCCAUUUUUUAGUUAAUGCUGUUAUUUAUUCGUAUGACGUUUACCUAUUCAUUGCAUUUACUUUUAAAUAGAGAAUUGUAUUGAUUAUUGCGUAAAUAUUAGAAAAGUACUCUCAUUGUAAAAAUUGCCAGAUAUUUAAUUUAAUUUCACCUAAAACCUAUAAUAUUUGUUACAAGUUUCAAACAUUUACAAUCAUAUAAUGUCUAAUAUAUUUUUUAUUUUUGUAUAUAAUAAUUAUAAUACGACAUAUAUGACAAUUAUUUUAAAUUAUUUAUUUCAUCGUAAAAGUUUCUCAAAGAAACUAUGGUAUAAUAACAAAUAUCUAAUCUUUGCAAUCAAUUGCAUAAUUUGUAGUUGUGCGCUACCGUUUUUGAUUUUAUUUAAUCCUCAAUUAACAAUAUUUUAAUUACGUUUGUGAUAAAAAAUUUUAUAAUAAUAUUUUAUGUGCAUUUAUUUAGAAAUAUGUAGGUAUAUAUCCUUAUGUAAUGCUUUCAUUGUAAUAGUAGUAAGAAUUACUCUAGCUAUGCGUUUUUUCUCAUUUAUGUCUAUUAUUUAUUCUUACAAGGUAACGAAAUACUUAGAAUAAGAACCGUAGAUUAAACGAUAUGUAUUUAGGUGUUCAAGAAUGUGUAAAAUAUAGAAACUCAUUUUAAA
Molecule: messenger RNA, 1985 nt
Organism: Papilio xuthus (Asian swallowtail)
Lineage: Eukaryota; Metazoa; Arthropoda; Insecta; Lepidoptera; Papilionidae
Exons: 6
Coding region: 282-1043 (253 amino acids)
Source: RefSeq, a predicted model, not a curated record